AUUAUGAGUGGUGGCCCUGGUGAUGCUGCAGCGAGGCGGGCGGGAGGAAAAAACGAGAGAGGAGGGGAGGGGUCGCUCCAUCCCCUCGCGCCCACCGAAUCCAUUUCUCACAGCGCGCGGGGCUGCUGGCGGGAAGGCACGAGCGAGAGAGAGAGGGAGUGAGAGAGGGAGAGAGAGAGAGUGCGUGUCUGUGAGUGCGCGUGGAUUGCACCACCGCAUCCCCGUUCACCGCUUUUUUUUCUGCAGGCGGCCAUGCUCUGAUGGAGAGAAUAAACCUGACAACCUUCUCUUCUCCCCCAGAUUUAGCCGCCUUGUAACCCCCCCACCCCACCCUCGGCCCCCCCACACCAAAGUCGUCGUCGUUCCAGAUGUGACUGACAGGUCGUUUUAUGUCGCCCGCAUCGAGCCCUGCCGUGCCGUUCACCUCGGAGAGACUGUGACACCAUGGCUUUGGUUAUGGAACCUAUAAGUAAAUGGACACCAAAGCAAGUGCUGGACUGGAUGAAAGGUCUGGAUGACUGUCUCCAGCAGUACGUGAAGAGCUUUGAGCGGGAGCAGAUGGGAGGAGAGCAGCUGCUGCACAUCACCCAUCAGGAGCUGGAGGAGCUGGGUGUCACCAGAAUAGGACAUCAGGAGCUCAUCCUGGAAGCUGUCGACCUCCUCUGUGCCCUGAACUACGGCCUAGAGACAGAGAACCUCCGAACUCUUUCCCACAAGCUGAACGCCUCAGCGAAGAACCUCCAGAACUUCAUCCUGGGUCGGCGGAGGGGCGGACACUACGAUGGACGAGCUUCUCGAAGGCUACCCAACGAUUUCCUCACUUCGGUGGUGGAUCUAAUUGGUGCAGCCAAGAACCUGCUGGCCUGGCUCGACAGGUCUCCAUUUGCCAGUGUGACAGAGUAUUCAUUACUGAAGAACAACAUCGUGCAGCUCUGCCUAGAAUUAACCACCAUUGUACAACAGGAUUGCACUGUGUAUGAGACAGAGAAUAAGAUUCUUCACGUGUGUAAGACCUUAGCAGGGAUAUGUGACCACAUCAUCUCUCUGUCGUCUGACUCUCUGGUCUCUCAGUCUGCCCAUCUGGAGGUGGUCCACCUUACCAGCAUCAUGCCCAGCGAAGGGCUGGGGAUGUAUAUCAAAUCAACAUAUGAUGGGCUUCACGUUAUUACCGGAACAACAGAGAAUUCUCCAGCAGACCAGUGUAAGAAGAUCCAUGCAGGGGAUGAGGUGAUCCAAGUCAACCACCAGACAGUGGUGGGCUGGCAGCUGAAGAACCUGGUGAAUGCUCUGAGAGAGGACCCAUGCGGAGUCAUCCUCACGCUGAAGAAAAGGCCUCAGAACACCCUGAGCUCCACGCCGGCUCUGCUCAGGAACGUCCGCUGGAAACCGCUGGGCCUGCAGCCGGUUCCCACCAGCCCCACCAGCACCUCCCCAACACCUGGAGGAACUUUGGGCAUGUCCAAGAUGGACGCCCCCAGCAUGCAGGACGUCUACAUCCUGUCUCCUGUCUCUGGACUCUACAGCACCAGGGAGGAAAUGGGUCUGAUGUCAUGUGACGACAUCAGCCGCUACAGCUCCCAGUCCGGCUCCAAAGGUUCAGAAGCAGUCAGCUACUACCUGGACCAGGACAGCGGUCAGUACUUCUCGCUGCUGGAGGGUGAAGGACCGCCAGGGCCCGACUACGACAGGAGCCGCAACACCGGGGUUCGCCGGCGGGACAAGACCCCCACCCAUGGUGACCUCAGACCCGUUUCCAUGCCUCCCGAAUAUAACUGGAUGGCCGAGGCCAAGGAACCCAGCAUGGGCAAGAGAGGGAGCCGAGAUUCAGACAACUCCCUGCUGCGUUACCUUAGUGACGACAAGAUCCUGGUGAUCGAGGAGGAGCCCGAGGCUCCGGGCAGAGAAAGCCGGAGGGAUUCCACGAGACGCUCUCGGCGCAAGAGCCGCAAUCCCAGCAGCCCCAGCUUUCCUAUCAGCCCCUCCAUGCUGUCCUCCACGCUGCGCCUCGACCAGCCACCUGAACCUUUGCCUCGAGGUGCAGACACACUUCGAGCAGACACGACAGACAGGUACUCGGGCUCAGGAAGCUCAGGAGCUGCAUCCAUGAGGAAGUCUUUCCAUUACACCUCUCUAAGAACGAAAACCAAAAAGAGAAGUAAAGGUUCCCUCACUAGUGCCAGUCGAAGGAGAAUCUCCUGUAAGGAUCUGGGUCACGGUGACUGUGAGGGCUGGCUAUGGAAGAAGAAGGACGCUAAAGGCUACUUCACCCAAAAAUGGAGGAAAUAUUGGUUUAUCCUCAAAGAGUCUUGCCUGUACUGGUACACCAACCAAAAUGAUGAGAAGGCUGAGGGCUUCAUCAGCCUCCCCGAGUUCAGAAUAGACCGAGCCAUAGAGUGCAGACGGAAAUUUGCCUUCAAAGCCUGUCAUCCCAAAAUCAAGAGCUUCUUCUUCGCCACAGAUUGUCUGGAGGAAAUGAACAGGUGGAUGAACCGGCUGGGUCUAGCUGCUAUUGGCUACACGCCGGACGAUAAGGUGCCACGCCCCGAUGAAGACUACUGGAGCGAGAGCGAUCAAGACGAGGUCGACGGCUCGAUGACGCUCAAGCAGGAAGGACCCUCAUCCCUCUGUGACACCUACCAUCGCACACCAUCAGUGAACUCCUCUAGCCCCUUCCCGGAGCCGAAGCACGGUCGACAUUUUUCCAGCGAGUCCACGCACUCCCACUCCUCGGCCGAGGACCAGCGUGGAGACGGCAUGGGCAUGGGCACGGGCAGCACCAGCACCCAUUCGUCCGGCUGCCGCUCCUCCCAUCGUGAACGUCGCUCCUGGCAGGACCUCAUCGAGACCCCUCUGACCAGCGCCGGGCUGCACUUCCUCCAGACGGCGCCCGGGGAGAGCGAUUACGGCCUAAUGGGGAGCAUGGCCGGAGAGAUGGGCUUUUACGGAGGGCUGGGCAGGCAGGGCAUGUCCCCGGAGAGACGCCGACAGGCCACCCUGCCCGUCCGGAGACACCACGCCGCUGAGAGGGACCGGGACCGGGACGGGCCCUUCCCUCUGGAGAGAGGACCGCACACGCACAGCCACACGCACCGACGCUCCCACAAGCAGCGGAGCCAGAGUCUGCCCAGGAACAGAGACCCGAUGCCGGGGAAGCUGCUGCACUCCUCGGCCCACAUGGAGGAGAGGAGUGAAGAUGAGGAGGCAGAGGGGCAGGCUGCAGAGAUGCUCGAUUGUGAGGAGGACCUGCGGGAGUUGAGAGUUGAGUCCAGAGAGAGGAGGGUGUCGGAGGGAAGAGAGCGACGGAUAUCGGAGGGUCGAGAGCCGGAGUCGCUGGAUGGGCUGGAGCAGCUGUAUCGGGCCCUGGAGCAGGCCAACGUGACGGCCCUCGGAGAGCCCAGACCUUGUAGCAGGCAGGAGCUCCGGCGCUGUUUCACCCAGAGAGCCAGGGACCCUCUGCUCAACGACAGGCUGCACCGGGUCCGAGCCCUCCGCAGCACCUUGAAGGCCAAAGAGUCGGAGCUGGCGGUGAUCUGUGCCCUCCUGGAGGACCCUGGCUUGUGCUCCCAGACCUUCAGAGAGUGGAAACAGUGGCACAGCGAGCUCUACUCAGACAUCUGCCAGCUCAGCCCCGGCACCAACGGCCAGGACGACCUCUCCCCGCUGGCAGCACCUCUCAUGACCCACACACACUCCUUCAUCGAGACACAUGUGUGAGAAAGAGAAGCAAAGACUGAACAGACACUCACUGACACAGACACACACUUUAUAUUAGCUAAAGCCCUGAUCACGACUCUGAGCACGCACCCACACAAACACACACACACAGACACACACAGGAACACACAUUGUAAGAUGUGUAAAUAUCAUAGAGGGAACAGUCUGAGACUUGCGUGUAUGAACUUUUGAUAAUCCUGAGGACCCCACAGGGUGCCUAUUGCAUGCCUGAACAGAAAGCAUUAAUCUUCCUUUGUCUAUGGAACUCAGCAUAAACUCCACACGCUUGUCAAGAAAAACAGGGGGGGAAAAAAGGAGACUUUUUAACACACGUUCGUUCCUUUGUAUUCUCUCGGUUUUGCUAUUUUUCGUUGAUUUUAGGGGGCAGGGGGAGCUAUGUAGCAGCAAUACAGAGGAGAAUCCUUUUCACCACAGCACUGUACUUUUGUACUGAUGAACUUUGCACCCAGAGCCACCAGUUCUCCCCCUUUCUCUCUGUGUUUUUUUGUUUGUUUGUUUGUUUUCUCUCAUUGCACAUCUUGAUUUACAGGGACCUCACUGUUAUUCCAGGCUGAUCUCACUGGACGGGUGUGUGUGUGUGUGUCGGGGGUGGGGGAGUGUAAGGGCAGGAACUUUGGUGUAAGACUGUGAGAGGUAGCCAUCGAUGCUGGUUUAUCUGUUUCUCUGGGAACCCAUGACAACACGAGCGUCGAGAACCCACCGUGCCGGCCAGAUGCGCACGAUUUCAAACUGUGAAGCGUUCAGAAAUCCCCACUUUUAUCUGCAGAAGAAGGCUCCUCUGACAGAGCGCAGUUCGACAGUUCUGUUUGCUACUCUCUCUUCAUCCCCCUUCCUUCUCUUUUCUUAACUUUUUUCCCUUCUCUCUCUCUCUUUCUCUCUCUCUAGUCCUCAAAGACUUGUGUAUAUGUGUAUACUGCUGUGUAUACUGAUGUAAAUGUUUGCGUUCCACUACCACUGUGAUAUGCUUCUAGAGGUAGCGGAGGGAAGACAGAGAGUAUGUAUUUGUGUGGGUGCAAAACACUUUAUUUUUUGUUUUGGGUUUGUUUUUUUUCUUUUAUUCCUUAAACAGCGAAUGCAAGAGCAAAAGAGUUCUUUUCAGAAGGAGUCACUCACUACAAAGAAUGCACUUUCUAUAUCUCUAUAUCUCAUUGGCUGCAUCACAGGGUCUAUGUCUCAUCGGCCUCUUUACCAUUGCUGUUCAAAUAUCAGGUAAAAGCAUUUGCCGUCUCAUUUUCUAAAGAUUUGUGUACAGUCUACAAAUAUAUUUAAACAUAGAAGAAUAUAUAAAUCUAUUUACGUUUUGUGUCAUAGAUAUAAUGUAAAGUAUGAUGUAUUCUAUGCCAAGGUUUUGCAGUGUCCCCCUCUUCACUCUGUAGAUGCAGGGUGUUUAGCAGUUUGAACAACUAGGAGGCAAAACAACCACCGCCAUCACUGACAGCUGAUUGACAGUUUUUACUGGUUUACAUCGCAGCUGAUUCUUCUCCUGGUGAUGUGUUGCAUGAGAAAAGGCCUGGGACUGAUUUGAAUGGACAGGGUAAAAUACUGUGGAUCAUUUGUGUUCUCUUUUUUUCCAUUUUGUUCUUUUACCCUCUUCUCAUGAUUGCAAGAUAAUUAGACUUGUAGCGCAUGAUACAUGCAAAAGUACUGUUGAAGAACGACUUUUUAUUUCUAUGUUCAUAGGUUUAAAGUCUUCUUUUUAGUGUUCGAAGACACACACUGUACAAAAACUGAGGGAGGCUUUUGUUUAUGCUACUCAGUUCCUUAAAGUAAUGCAGAUACUCCUUUAGCGUCCGAGCAGGAGGUUUUCAAUUUGGUGUUUUGGUUUACAUAGAAAGACUGACACACUUCCAAAGGCUUCAGAAAUCGGAAAAGAGAGAUACUUUGAAAACAAAAGCGGUUUGAACAUUCCCUCAAAGCAUAUGGUUGAUGCUGGGCGGUCGUAGACCUCUCCACUUAAGGGUCUGUAAUGUCUGUGAAACUCAGAUGAAUCAUUUCAUCUGCAAUAUCAGGCCAAGGACUCAACGGUGCCCCCCAGUGUCGAAGACUCUGAGAGACAUGCGUAGCACCUGCUGCAUCCAGCACUGUAUGUACUUAUUCUUCAUAUUUUACUGUAGUUCUCGUGUAGGUUCAGGUUUUCUCAUCACGUCACACUGUAGUUGAAAUAUUAAACACACCCCAGAAAUAUAGCUCAUGUUUUUUGACUGAUUAAUUUGAGAGUACCACAAAGAAACUAAAUGAUGCAAGCACUUUCCCUGUGCCUCCCAACCCUCUCUUUUGGCAACGAAGGACUGGUUAUACUGGUGUUCCUACACACACACACACACACACACACACACACACACACGCAGCUGUAGUAGAGUUACAAUACAGUUUUAGUCUGCAGACCUCUCUCCGUUUCUCAUCUUUAGUGUUGGUCUUCUUUCUCCAACUGCUGCUCCGCUGAGCAGGCCACAUACUGUAGAUUCAAAGGAGUUCUUGAGAGUUUUAAUUUGUAGGCACUGACUGUGUUAUCCCUCCCAGAUCUUUGUGUGUGUAGACCUGCAGAAACAGGCCGAAAAGGGAGAUUCCACUGUGUGUUCUUUCAGGGGUGUACACCUCAUGGUACAUUGCACAGGUGUGUAAGAUGUAAGUUGCACUGCGACAUUAAAAAAGGAACAUAUUGCUCUUUUUCAAGGAUAAUAUUAGCUUACUGUUAUUCUGUACAUUAAACUGACUAAAGAUGAUAUUAAAAAGAAAGAAAAUGACAUUUAUUCUUCCUAAAGUAGCCUUUUUUGGUUUCAUAUAUAUGAAUAUAUAUUACAAAAAAUACAGAUUGUAAACCUAAGUUGUUAAACUUUGACUUCAAUAAACUGAAUCCUCUGCACUAUGA
Molecule: messenger RNA, 6604 nt
Organism: Acanthochromis polyacanthus (spiny chromis)
Lineage: Eukaryota; Metazoa; Chordata; Actinopteri; Pomacentridae
Product: connector enhancer of kinase suppressor of ras 2
Exons: 24
Coding region: 445-3714 (1089 amino acids)
Biological process (GO): regulation of signal transduction
Cellular component (GO): cytoplasm; membrane
Molecular function (GO): protein binding
Source: RefSeq, a predicted model, not a curated record